This is a messenger RNA of Dioszegia hungarica, 651 nucleotides long. RefSeq lists its product as uncharacterized. The transcript has 3 exons. Lineage: Eukaryota; Fungi; Basidiomycota; Tremellomycetes; Tremellales; Bulleribasidiaceae. Bases 1 to 651 code for a protein of 216 amino acids. The record is from RefSeq and is a predicted model, not a curated record.
AUGUCGGGAGCCCCGCGGCUCCUCCAUCGUGCGGCGGGCAAGGUAUCCGCUCUACCUCAGCAUGCCCCGAGCCAGCCGACCGUGCAGCGCCCAUCGCAUCCCGCAUCUUGGGCACCCCCACUUCGCCCGGCCAAGAUCCACUUCGUGCGCCUCGACUAUGAGACCGGGAUCACGGCUGUCCGAAAGACCCGGACUCCCAUCUAUCGCUCCCCUUUCCUCUCCCUCCGAGCCGUAGCGGCGGAUAAGGUCCCAACCACGCCACAUCCCUUCCCAGUCGGCGCAGUAGCUGCUGCGGGCGCUACAAAGACAGUCAUCCGCUUCGGAGUCGUCACUUCCAAAAAGGCCAUCUCCAUCUACGCUGUCGAGAGGAAUAAGGCCCGGUCGCGGUUCAAGGGGAUCAUAGCGGACAUCAUGGCGACUCAAGAGGGUGCUAAGCUGGUCACGCCUGCCAAAGCGUAUCUUGCAGUGCUGGAUGGCAAGAUCUGCUAUGCCCCUCGGGAGGAGGUCGAGCGGGAUGUUCUGAAGGGGAUGAAGUUCUUAGCGGAACAGACCUUCUUUUCCAAGUCACCAAAGCCUCGGAUCUCCGCCAGCGGUCCCUCCCGGCCUCCGUCAUCCGCUUUCGGGCGGAAAGACCACUCACGUCCGCGGUGA